Molecule: messenger RNA, 3562 nt
Organism: Microplitis demolitor
Lineage: Eukaryota; Metazoa; Arthropoda; Insecta; Hymenoptera; Braconidae
Product: probable cyclin-dependent serine/threonine-protein kinase DDB_G0292550
Exons: 5
Coding region: 179-3226 (1015 amino acids)
Source: RefSeq, a predicted model, not a curated record
GUUUCAUGUUGUCUCUUAAAAAAAAAGUAUAUAUGUAAAAAAAAACUAUGAGUUGUUAAGUUAUAUAUAUUAAAAUGAUAAAUAAAUUAUAAAUUUUGUUAAUAAACUGUAUUAUUAUUUAUUAAUAAGUAUUAAAUAUCAUAAAUAAUAUAAAUAAGUUAAUUAAAAAGGUUCAAAUAUGUCAGAAUUACGUGAUUGCAGUCAAGAUGGCGAUUACAAUAAAAAUAAUAAUAUUUAUAGUGAUUUAAUAAAUGUAGAUAACAUGAAUUUUGAUUGUUGUGAAACUUGUUUCCUCGACAUAUCGGAUCCCAAAGGCCUAGCAAAUUUGAAAUUAUGGUUACGAGAUUCUCCAAGUUUAGAUGAUCAGCAGUCAACUGAAAGCAAGAAAUUAAUCGAUACCCGGACAUGGACUCGUCCAAAGAAACGUUUUUCCCGCCUGAGUAUCGAUGCAAUACCAGAAGUUGCAGCGUCUCUAGAGAACAGUCCAAUGAAACCUGCAGCUGGUCACCUAAUGACGUCGACACCCCACGUGGCUCAAUUAGCACAAUCACGUUUGAAUUUCGAUUUAAACGAACGCAUAAAUGUGAUACCGUCGGUUUUAAGAUCAUCAUCAUCAUCAUCAUCACCAUCAGCGCCCCCAUACUGCGGUCCCAAUUUCGGACAAUCUUCUACAGGACAAAAAAGUCUCGAGGCCUUCUUAGAUAUUUCACAACAAAAUGGCGUCGACCCGUUUCUCAACAUGGAGACGCCGGAAUUUAAUGAGUCGUUACUGAUGAAUAACAAGCAGCCUCCAAGUCUUACAGAUUCCUUGCUGAUGAUCGAAGAUUCUGAUCAAUUAAUUUCCUCUACUCAAUCAUUGGGUCCAGGAAUUGGGGCUGGUGACGCAGGAACUGGAACUCAAAUGGAUGACUCCCAAAUACUAACGACAUCUAUGAUGCAAACGAGUUUGUUCGGAGAUAUAACAGAUCCCAACAAUCCGUUCGCCAAAGAUCUGUCUGACGGAUCUUGUAUUGAAAACCCGAAUUUCAACGGGUCGUUAAAUAAAACGGUAACGAUAAAUCAGUCGCUGUCACCAUUAAGAUCGGGUGGGAAAAGAAUAGACGCGACAUUUAAUGCUGAUGAAUUGUAUGCGGCAUUGAAUAGCGAAUCGUUUGUGAUAAAUCGUACGUUUGAUAAAAAUGAAUUGAAUCAUCUGAGUUACGUCAUCUGCGCGGACAAUGACGGAGUUGGACAAGAUCUUGAUCUGGGUGACAAAAGAUCGGAAUUUAAUUCUGAUGGGGAUAUGAAAAAUGAUUUUGGUGAAGGUAAAAUCAGAUCGGAAAAUUCAGAUCUAGGACUUAGUAGAGACUCAGCUCAAAAUCAUAAGUUUGAAAAUUCAGAUCAAGAUUUUCAGGGAAAUUCAGAUCAAAAUUUAACAUAUGGAAAUUCAGCUCAAGAUCUUAAAUACAAAAAUUCAGAUCAAGAUCUUAAGUAUGGAACAUUAGAUCAAGAUCUUAAUUAUAGAAAUUCAGAUCAAGAUCUUGAACAUGAAAAUCCAGAUCAAAAUCUCAGGUGUAAAAACUCAGAUCAAUAUCUUGAACACGAAAAUUCAGAUCAAGAUCUUAAAUACAGAAAAUCAAAUCAAGAUCUUAAAUACAGAAGAUUUGAUAAAGAUCUUACAUCCGUUAAUUCAGAUCGUGAUCUUAAGAAUCUCAGAUACAGGAAUCCAGAUCAAAAUCUCAAAUAUAAAAGCUCAGAUCAAGGUCUCAGGUAUAAAAACACAGAUAAAGAUCUUGAACAUGAAAAUUCAGAUCAAGAUCUCAAAUACAGAAAAUUAGAGCAAGAUCUUACAUACGUUAAUUCAGAUCGCGAUCUUAAGAAUCUCAGAUACAGGAAUCCAGAUCAAGAUCUCAAAUAUAAAAGUUCAAAUCAAGGUCUCAGGUAUAAAAACUCAGAUAAAGAUCUUGAACAUGAAAAUUCAGAUCAAGAUCUCAAAUACAGAAAAUUAGAGCAAGAUCUUACAUACGUUAAUUCAGAUCGCGAUCUCGAUGAUCUUAAGUACGAAAAUUCUGAAUCAGAUCUCCACUCAGAUCUUAGUGAUAAAAACAACAUAAAUUCCAACAACGAAGAUUUACUCAACACAACGAUAACUAAAAUGAACACAACAAUAAAUUUGAAUUCCCCAUUUUCCGAUCACGAGCAAUUGCAGUUACCGGGUUCGCUAAGUGAAUUCAAAGAGCCAUUGAAUAUCGACAAUAAAAAUAAGUGCCUUAACUCAACAUUUCUCUCUGAUAGCAACAAAAUAUUAAACGAAACUUACGAUCACUCGAGCGAUCUGAAUUACGCCAACGAUCACGUGAUAAAAAAUCGUUACCAAACAUAUCGCAAAACAAUUCCCAGUAAAUUAUUGCAGAGAAAAACUUACGGGUUCAAUAAUCAGGACACGAGAUCCCUGGAAAAUUUAUCCGAUAAAUUGAUCAAUAAGAAGUCUAGUGGAAUCGGAAGUGGAGGCGUAGGCGCCAGCAGAAUUGGACUCGGAGCCAGAAGUGGAAUCGGCAGCGGUAAAAAUUUAUCCCGUCUCCCGCAAAGUCUUCAAAAGUCGAAUCCAAAUUUAAAUACCGGAACAUUCAAACUACCAGGAGAUAAAAAUAAAAUGAGAUCUGGUUUGUAUUCGCUGCGCAAACCCGGAAGUUCAGAAAGCGCCAGUGGAGAUGACGAAGGAUUUGGCAGUAAAAAAUAUUGUAAAUUAAAAUACGCGGCCCAAGGAUCUACGGAGAGUAUUGAAAGUACUCAGAGUAUCGCAUCCGCUCCGGAUCUUGAUGAUUGUCUGUCUGUUGACUCAGAUGAUAAAGAUUUUAAGGAGCGGAAAAUAAUGGAAAAUACUUGGAUAGCUGACCCAUCGGAGUUACCAUCGCCAAUUUUAAAAGAAGGAGAUACUCCGCUUAGUCGAGCAAAUUCUUGUGAAGGUAACGAUGAUUCAAGUAUUAAAACAUCGUCACCCAUAAUCAGCCCUUCGUCAUUACGAACCGUUAAUUAUUCGUCGGCUAACAAUGACAAACCUAUGAAAUCCAGUCUUCCGCAGAAACAGACGAUUGUCGAUAGAGCGACAAAAAAUCCCGAGAAACAAGAAAUAAGAUCCGGAAUCCGGCCGCCAACCAACAGAUCGAGUGGAAUUCCACGUCCAGCAUCUCGUAUUCCCGCUCCCGGUUUCGCACGUUCGAAUUUCAGUAAAAAAAAUAUCACAUGAUACAAUAAUAAUAAUAAUAACAACAACAAUUAUUAUUAUUAUUACUUCUACUUUUUUUUUAUAAAAAUAUUUAUUACCAGAGUUUAGAUAAUUAAUUAAUUAAUUAAUAACAAUCAUAAUAUUUAUAAUAUACUAAUUAACAAGUGACUAAUUAAUUAAUUGUUCAAUUAAUUGAGAAGUCCCUGUUUAUUUUAAAUCGACUGAUUAUUUAUCGGAACAAAAAAUUAGUUAAAAAAAAAAAAAAAAAAAAAACAGUAACUUUUUUUUAUUUAAUGAAAUCUAAAGUUUAAAACCAAAUUUAAAAACUGCCACAGGGAAUUUUAUUUAAAUAAAAUA